This is a messenger RNA of Aedes aegypti (yellow fever mosquito), 1333 nucleotides long. It is a transcript of the gene Cpr97Eb, whose product is annotated as DNA translocase FtsK. The transcript is spliced from 3 exons. NCBI's taxonomy places the organism in Eukaryota, Metazoa, Arthropoda, Insecta, Diptera, Culicidae. The coding region runs from base 443 to 1099 and encodes 218 amino acids. Gene Ontology annotation, molecular function: structural constituent of chitin-based larval cuticle. Gene Ontology annotation, cellular component: chitin-based extracellular matrix. The record is from RefSeq and is a predicted model, not a curated record.
GUCCAUUCUCUGCGUGCGAGCUGUUAGUAAACAAACCUUUAUCGUUGUCGACCAUUCAUUAUUUGGUUCUUCGGAUUCGAGUUGAACAGUGCUCGACUUAACUCGAUCCGGAUCCACUUUGGGUGCAAAGCGAAAGAACAGAUUGUCCUUAGUUUCGAAAACGCGCGCGCGACGACAUUCGAGACGAGCCAGAAGUUCUGCGUUGGCAAAGUGAUCUAAUCAGUGAUAUUUUAUACACGUUCUAUCUGAAAAAAGGAAAAAAAGUCGAAGAAAAGUGCCCUCAAUAGCAUCGUCAUCGCCUGCCCACCAACAGUUCGUGGAAAAGGCACAGGAAGGAAAACUCGAAUCUCAUCGGGCACUCAUCAUCAUUCAUCUCGGCGGCCGUUCGCUAAUCGUUUGUUGAUUGUUUCUCUUUGAUUUAAUUAAAUCAGCAGACCGAAAAAUGAACACUUUGCUCAUAUUGUCCGCACUUGUGACAGUCAUCGCAGCACAGAGGGAUUACACUACGCCGGUGCCCAUCCUGAAGCAGAUCAACCGACACAACGAGGAUGGAAGCUACAGCUAUGGCUACGAGGCGGCGGACGGGUCUUUCAAAAUCGAAACCAAAUAUCCAACCGGGGAGGUGCAGGGGAAGUACGGUUAUGUUGACGACAGCGGAAAGCUACGUGAGAUAGAAUACGGUGCCAGCAAACGAGGAUUUGAACCAGCCGGUACCGACAUCAACGUACCACCACCAACUCUGACCAACACCAACUACCCACCUUUGGGACCAAACGAAGAGGACGAUGGCCAAUACCGUGAAGAUCCAAGCGUCUACUACAAAGACGCACGAUACAACUCCAAGCCAGCAUCGGCCCCUGCUUACCAGCCACGACCUGCUCCAGUUCAGUAUAACCCAGCUCCUCAGCAGUACUACCAGAACAACGUAACUCCAGCCCCUGCCCCAGCUGCUCCAGUUUACCAACAGCCUCAGCAUCGAUUCCAGCCUCAGCCACAGUACUACCAACCAGCUCCUCAACAGCAACGUUCUGAAUAUUGGCAUCCGAACGCCAGGGUGGACAUCAACACUGGGUCGUACUCGCUAAGCUAUACCGGUUAAUUCAUCCAUACUACCAUUUAUUCAUAAGUGUAUGUGUAUGUGCGUGUGUCCCUAAGUCAACUUUCCGUGUAUGCCAAGCGCUUUCCUUGUAAAAUUAAUCAACGAAGACAGGCACUGAGGUAUCGUUUACAAUGUAUGUCAGUUUGCGGUACACAGAUGUUUCUCCAUAAGCUGAGAUGAGUUUUCAGGGUACGUCCUUAUCAGGAUAGAAUAAAACGACUUUUACAAUUAAAA